AUGAAGAAGAUAAAGAUUGGAGAUGAUAAUCCACAAAUCCGAAUCGAAACGGAGACGGAGUCGGAGGUGAUUGACUCGCCGGAGGUGGAGCGGCUGAGGGAGGAUCUGUUGGACGGAAUCGACGAGGAUUCUGAUCUCUGCACUUCCAUCCACGACCUCGACUCGUUCAUGAAGAGUUUCGAGGAGGAAAUCACUACAUCUCCCACUUCCAGCCACGGAUCCGGAGCGGCUGAGGAAAGAAUCGUCGAAUCGGCGUCGGAUUGCAGCGAAUCCGGGGAGGUUGAGGAAGGAAUCGUCGAAUUGGUGUCGGAUUCCGGCGAAUCGCGGCCGGAUCUAGGCUAUCUGCUCGAGGCGUCGGACGACGAGCUAGGGAUUCCACCUCCGGCGGCGUCUCCGGCGAGGAAGGAGCUGGUGACGGGGUGA
This is a messenger RNA of Salvia splendens (bonfire salvia), 423 nucleotides long. RefSeq lists its product as uncharacterized. The coding region runs from base 1 to 423 and encodes 140 amino acids. The record is from RefSeq and is a predicted model, not a curated record. NCBI's taxonomy places the organism in Eukaryota, Viridiplantae, Streptophyta, Magnoliopsida, Lamiales, Lamiaceae. The transcript has 2 exons.